Molecule: messenger RNA, 3267 nt
Organism: Diaporthe amygdali
Lineage: Eukaryota; Fungi; Ascomycota; Sordariomycetes; Diaporthales; Diaporthaceae
Exons: 5
Coding region: 1-3267 (1088 amino acids)
Biological process (GO): nucleoside metabolic process
Molecular function (GO): catalytic activity; protein binding
Source: RefSeq, a predicted model, not a curated record
AUGUCAAACCCUGACAACUAUACGAUCGGCUGGAUCUGUGCCGUUGGGGCCGAGCUUGUUGCCGCCCAGGCAUUUCUUGACGAAAAGCACGACGCGCCGGCCAAUAUACCUGUGAACGACAAUAACACAUACACCUUGGGCAGCAUCGGCAACCACAACAUCGUCAUAGCUGCCCUGCCACACUGGCAAUACGGACUCGUCACCGCCGCCACUGUCGCGCGAGACCUGGUGCGCAGCUUUCCCAGCGUGCGAUUAGGCCUUAUGGUGGGCAUCGGUGGCGGCGCACCAAGUAGCAGGCACGACAUCCGCCUAGGCGACAUCGUGGUCAGCUCACCUGGCUACGGGAGCGGAGGCGUGCUCCAGUACGACUACGGAAAGACGGUACAAGACAGGAGCUUUUCCCUCACUGGAUAUCUAAACCAGUCACCACAGUUUGUGCUAACGGCAAUCGCCGUGCUUGAGGCUCGAUACGAAAGCGAGGGCCACGACCUUGAGCAAGCUAUCGAUAGCGUUCUCGACAAGAAGAAGAGGCUGCGGCUUAAGUACCAACGGCCCGGUACCAGCACUGACCGACUAUACCAAUCGUCCUAUACACACAAAGGGAGCGACGAAGAUAGCUGUACGGCCGUUUGCGGGGAUGCGGAUUCGUGUUUGGUCUUACGUACCGAUCGAUCGGACGAUCAGGACAACCCGGCAAUCCACUACGGGCUCAUUGCUUCUGCGAACCAGCUAAUGAAAGAUGCGUUGGUCCGCGAUAGAUUGUCCGCGGAGAAGGACAUAUUGUGCUUUGAGAUGGAGGCCGCAGGGCUGAUGAGUCAUUUCCCCUGCCUGGUCAUUCGGGGAGUGUGCGACUACGCGGAUACGCAUAAGAAUGCAUCCUGGCAGGGCUAUGCAGCUAUGGCGGCUGCUGCUUAUGCAAAGGAUUUGCUUGGAAUAAUUGCGCCAAACAAAAUUGAAGCUGAGAGGAAGCUGGGCGAGGUUCUCGCGGAUGGGGUUGAAGCGCUUCGGGAAGACAACCAUGCCAUGCGAGUCAGGACCUGGCUCUCGCCGCCCGACCCCUCGAUCAAUUUCAAUAAGGCUCUCAAGCAACGACAUCAGGGCUCAGGCCAGUGGCUAAUUGAACAUGGCAAGUACUCAGCCUGGAAAAACAAACAGCGCUCCUUUUUAUGGCUCUACGGUAUCCCGGGCUGCGGCAAGACGGUCCUGAGCUCGACUGUUAUCGAUAACUUGAGCCGGAGCCAGCCCUCUUCUUCGUCCCUGCUAUAUCACUACUUCGAUUUCAACGACAUAGAGAAGCAGACCUCCGAAGGCGCAGUGCGCACGCUUAUUUGCCAGAUUUACGAUAAGAAGCCAGGCCCUCGAGGAUACCUGGACUCGCUGUAUGCCUCCUGCAACAAUGGCAAGCGGCAGCCGAGCGAUGACGUGCUGCGCAAAACCCUUCAGAACAUGAUACGGCAAGCCGGCGAGGUUUGGAUUGUCCUUGAUGCGCUCGAUGAGUGUCAGAGGCGGGAAGAGUUCGCCGAUGUCGGCCUGCUCUCGUGGGUCAAAGAACUUCACGAGUGCCAAGACAGCUUACACUUACUUGUCACAAGCCGCCCAGAGCACGACAUUAAACAAGGUAUCGAAGAAUGGGCUAGCAGUGAUCACAUGAUCUCACUACAGAGUGACCUAGUAGAGAGGGAUAUCCAGGAUUACAUUUAUGCAAGGAUUAGAGGUAACGGGGGACUCAAAAGAUGGCAGUCAAGGCAGAAGGUGCAGGUUGAAAUUGAAGAAGCUCUGAUAAAGGGGGCUCACGGAAUGUUUCGCUGGGUUUCAUGCCAGCUGGAUGACUUGGAAACCUGUCUUGAUUAUCCAGCUGUGAGAAGGGCUCUUGCAUCGCUGCCCAAGACGUUGGACGAGACUUACGCACGGAUCCUAAAACGUAUACCUGAAGAUUUUCAAUCGCAUACAAUACGGAUGCUGCAAUUCCUGACCUACUCCGAGCGGCCACUAACAGUCGACGAGGCUGUUGAUGCUCUUGCGGUGGAGAUAGAGCCGAGGCGGUUUGACCCAGAAAACAGGAUGCCUGAUCCAACAGAGAUCUCGAAGUGUUGCUCCAGCUUGGUAAUCAUUACCAGAAGAGAGGCUGGUCACGAAGCGAACGAAGAAAAGAAGGAGGUGGUCCAACUCCAACUUGCUCAUUUCUCUGUUAAAGAGUAUCUUAUCUCCGAUCGACUCCCGAAAGAGAUAGCCAAGGACUUUCAAAACACUGCUGCUAGAGCAGCUGUUGUCCAGGUGCUGCUUGAGAAGGGCGCCGAUGUGAACGCCCAGGGAGGAUUCUUUGGCACCGCGCUCCAGGCUGCUUCAUGCCAGGGUUACAAGGAGGUAGUCCAGAUGCUGCUUAAGAAGGGUGCUAAUGUAGACGCUCAGGGAGGAGAGUAUGGCAAUGCCCUCCAGGCUGCUUCAUUCUGGGGUAAUAAAGAGGUGGUACAGAUACUGCUUAAGGAGGGUGCUAAUGUAAACUCCCAGGGAGGAUACUACGGCAAUGCCCUCCAGGCUGCUUCAUUCCGGGGCCACGAGGAGGUGGUCCAGAUACUUCUUAACGGCGGCGCUGACGUGAACUCCCAGGGAGGACACCUUGGCAGUGCUAUUGGAGCUGCGGCGCACCAAGGACAUCUGAACCUACUCAAACAGCUCCUCAUCGCCAAGCCAAUUUGUGUACAUCACGCUGAUCAACACGGCAGUACACUCUUAGCAUCCGAAGCAAGGAACUGUUGUAAAGAUGAUAUCGGCUUGAAAGUUGCAGAAGACUCUGUGGAUCCAAACCUAAGAGACGCAUUCGGUCGAACACCAUUAUUCCUAGCAUCACAGGAAGGAAACGCCUUAAUAGUCGAAGAGCUUCUGAGGCAUUAUAAAGUGGAUCCUGACCCAGAAGAUCGCCACGGUCUAACCCCUUUGGCAGUUGCGGCAGCCCAUAGCCACGUGGAGAUUGUUGAGUCCUUGUUGACUGCGCCUGUUCGUGUAAAUGCUCGGGAUAUUUUUGGACGAACACCGUUGUCGUGGGCCAAGGCAAGCGGGAGCUUUAAAAUUGGACGACUUCUCUCUAAGCAAGGAGAUGAGGCAGCCAAUUUUGCAGAGAUUGUUGAAGUCCCUGUCCUCACAACAAAGACCAAUAAGGCAGUACAGGGAUGGACUUACAUUAUCGCCUUCAUCGAUGAGCUUGAGGCGGGCACGGGCACCCGACAUGCUGAGGACCUUCUGCAUGUCUAUCUCUUUUGCAGCGCUUGA